AUGCAAGUGCAGGUUAAGGAUGAGAAGAGUGUCAGGGUGUUGGACCAGCAUUGCAUACCUAAUUUCAUUGGCAAACAAGUGGGUUUGAGGGCAGGGAUGGAUAGAAGGAUUGUUUGGAGGAUGGCUGCAAAUGAGAUGAGGCUAAAAACAAACCACGAGCCAACCAACCCACAAAUUACCAAGAUGCCCACCAUCCCCAAUUUCGCCUUCCCCCUCCUUCUCCACCCAUCGGACCAGCCUCGCCCGAACCCGUUCCAGAACCCAUUCCCACCUCCAUGGCCACCGCCGCUACCGUCGCCGCCAACGCAUUGCCUCAGCAACAACCCUAAUGGCUCGAGUAAAAACCCUAGCUUCGAUGCCAUGACAUAG
Molecule: messenger RNA, 369 nt
Organism: Striga asiatica
Lineage: Eukaryota; Viridiplantae; Streptophyta; Magnoliopsida; Lamiales; Orobanchaceae
Source: the annotation of a GenBank genome assembly